GUUGUUGUUCAUAAAUACGCCACGCCGACUGGUGCUUCGAUUUAAUUCGCGCCGGCACUCGUACGGCUCGGCGCGUUGCCAGGACUCUCGGUGAAUCUGUUCAAUUGCAGACUGUCUAGCUAAACGUAUUUAGGUAUUUUAGUACGUUGCUGAUUGUCAGCAAGCUUGUCUACCAGUUAUUGUGUAUUCUGUCUAGCGCGUUCGUUUACUAACGGCACAGUCCAAAGCAGUAGUAAACAAAUGACUUCGUGGCCUAUAUAACUGGCAAAAUCAAUAAGUUAAUAUUUAUUUUAAUGUGCCUCUUCAUUUAUAUUAGCGAUUUCUGCGGGAAAAGCUGUUAAACGGUGUUAAGGAUAUAAAAUAAUUUAUAGAAAAACAAAAAUUAAAAAUAUAGACUGGAAAAAAUGCUGGCUUUAUGGAUUCGCCAGCACGCGCCGUCUGCCGUGGAUCAACAAUGAACUGAAUUUAUCUAUUACGUGUUUAGGCUUCUUAGCCUUGUAAAUAUUUGAUAGCCCGCGUUGCUCUCGAUUUUCUGUCUGCUUGCGACCCUACUUUUACUUUCGUGCGUGUCGUUUGCGUAUAAUCGAAUUUAGCGCCGGUAUUAUAAAAUGUGUUGAAAACGUCUAAGUUUCGCUAUUACUUUUGGCUAAUGGGAAGUGCUUUAUUUUUAUUUUUUACUAUUGUGAUACUUUGAAUCAGAUAUGCACUUUGGACCUGCGAUAUGGACGCGACAUAUGAGAAUCACCGCAUUUGGACAACAAACAACGGCUUCGUGCGAAAUAAUGCGCGGCCAGCAACAGGUAACCUUAGUAUACACAGCACUGGCUCAGCUGCAGGCGAUAUAUCCUAUUUACCGGGUGCUAAUGGCUCCACCACCGCGUUAGGCAAGCGACCGCCUCACGGUGCCACGUUCGUCGGCGUGCAAUCAAAGUUUCGACGAAAAUAUUACCAGAAGACUUUGUUUGGUUUGCUAAUACUUUUGAUAAUAAUUUUAAUUAUAGCUAUAAUAGUCGUAUGUAUAAGGCGCCGUACACAACCUGAAAUGUGUCGCAGCAAAGAGUGUCUCCGCACAGCGGCUGGCCUCAUUUACUCAAUGGACGAAGAGACUGAUCCUUGUGAGGACUUUUAUAAAUUUACCUGUGGUCGUUGGGCGGACGAUCAUCCCAAACCCGAUUCGGCCACAUCAAAUGACUGGUUUCGUGAGCGUCAAGCAAAAAUUAUGCGCACGCUACGUUCCUUCCUGCAAACGAAUAUUAGCGAGGAGGAACCCCUCGCUGUGCGGAAGACGAAAAUAAUGUAUCGCGCUUGCAUGGAUACGGAAUUAUUGGAUAAGCGUGAGCUAGAGCCGCUGAUAUAUUUUCUCCGGAAGUUUGAGUUACCACUUUUGCUGAGCGGUUUCAAUGUGACAUUGCCAGAGGAGGUGAUGCGAAAGUAUGGCGAAGAAGCGAAAUUUAAUUGGUUGCGCAGUUUAGUUCUCAUUAAAAAGAACUUAGGCAUGGAUUUAGUAGUGGGGUUCGAUAUAUUCCCUGAUCCGGUAAAUCGUACAAUUAAUCGUAUAGCUUUGGGCACGCCCGAAACUGAUUCUUCAUUGCCUUUCAACAAAGAUGACAUGCAUAAAUUGUUAAAUAAAAUCAAACGGAAAACAAUAGCCAAUCACGAGGAGGAUGAUGAAGACAGUGAAGAGCUGGAGGAUGAUAUAGAAGAAUCUCAGAAGCAUACUACCUCCGGAUUGAUGACUUAUGUGGCCUAUAUCAAAAAAAUGGUUGAAUUAUAUGUGUUGUACUUAAAUCCUGACGCGAAGGUGGAAUCGAUUGAUGACACGAUAGGCGAGAUGGCUAUUCAAGCUGUGAAGUUCGCGAAAAAAUUGUACCGGUUGAAAGAUGACGCUGAAAACUUGACAAAAAUUCUGACGAACCCCAUUGAGGACAUAGUUUACAUAUCCGUCGCGGAUUUGCAAAAUCGCACCAACAAACUAACUGCCCCAACAACAAUACUUAACUGGGAGACAUAUUUGCAGGUGAUGAUGGACGACGCCAACCAUUCACAAAACUUUAACCUUAGCGAGUUGACUAUCAUAACCAGUAAUGCGGAUAUCGUCUACCUGCAAAACCUCGUUGAGUAUCUAGCAGAUGCGCCGUCGACAAAUAUUGAGUUCUACAUCUGGCUAAGUGUCGUCGAGGAAUUGAUAUUGCACACUACCAGCGAGAUGCGGCUGCUGCACUCCGAAUAUAUGCGUCUAAUUGUGGGCACCGAAAGCAGUUCACCUCGUUCGCUGUAUUGCGCGCAUGGCGUUAAUAGCUUGAUGGGCAUGGCUGUGAGCUAUGUCCUGGCUGAUGAUGAAUUCGUACACCACAAGCUGCCCAAGGUGGAGCGUAUGUUAAGUGAUAUCAGACAUGCUUUCGAUAUGCUGGUGCGCCGCACCUCUUGGAUGGAUGAGGAGACCAAAGAGGAGACACUACAGAAAUCGGAAUCUAUGAAAAGUUUCAUUGGCUUUCCGGAGUGGUUGCGUAAUGCAACGGCGCUGAAUGCACACUAUGCGGGCGUUCAGGUGAAUGCGAGUACACACUUGGAGAAUAUGAUUGGCGUGCUGCGUUGGGAGAUGCAGAAUAAAUUGGAUAAUCUCUAUAGACCAGAACCGUUCGGUUGGGCAACGGCACCAUCGAAUGUAAACGCCUUUCACACUUUCCAAUCGAACACGAUAACUAUACCCAUUGCAAUUUUGCAAUAUCCUUUCUAUGACCUCGGCAUGGAAGCGCUGAAUUAUGGCUCAGUCGGCACAAUUUUGGGACACGAAUUGACACAUGGAUUUGACGACAGUGGACGAAUGUUCGACAAGAAUGGCAACAUGCUGCAAUGGUGGUCGAAUGAGACGAUCAAAGAAUAUAUCAAUCGCACUGAAUGCUUUGUGGAGCAAUACAGUCGCUACUAUCUGCCCGAUGUUGAAGAAUAUAUCGACGGUGAGCUAACGUUGGGUGAAAAUAUUGCUGAUAACGGUGGUAUGCGUGAAGCCUUUCACGCUUAUCGUAUGUACGUGAAAGAAAACGGCGCUGAGCGGCUGAAAUUGCCUGGUUUGGAGAAAUACUCGAAUGAGCAGCUAUUUUUCAUUUCAUUCGGAAAUCUGUGGUGUGAAACGUAUACGCCGGCGGCUUCACGCUAUGCACUCGAGGACUCUCAUUGUCCCGGAAAGAUACGAUUAAAGGGUGUACUCUCCAAUUCUGAGGAGUUUGCGCAAACUUUCAAGUGUAAGCGGGACACACCUAUGAAUCCGAAAGAGAAGUGUCGUCUCUGGUGAGUGGUGAUAAUGGAUACAGGCGGUGAAGGAGUCAUAUUUAUAAUAGGAAAUAUAAUCAAAUAAUACGUAAUUAAAAAUAUAUUUUUAAUAUAUAUCUGUUAUAGGUAAUACGUGUUUGCUCAAAUUUGAACUUUUUAAUACGAGUAAUAUCAAUAUGAAUGAAAGGCAAUUAGUUGGUCUUUACAUUAUGGUAUAUUAAGAUGAUUUCCGAAUCAAGGUGAUUUUUUUACAAAUAUAUAUAAUAAGAUUUAUAACCCUCUCGUAUGUGAUUGCUUGUUAAAAUGUUCGCUGUGUGAUUUAUAUAGUUUUGAAUAAAGAACUCCUUCUAUUAAUAUAAAUACUAAAGCUGUCUUCGAUUCAAGAAACCUUGGAAAGCAGCGAAGCGAAAAAACUAUGGCAAUUGCUUAAACAAACUUAUAGUACGUGCAACCUCGCGCUCACAUGUCCUUUGGCACAAGCGUUGUAUAGAGAAAUGUUCCUUUUCGCGCCAAAAUCAUUUUAGUAAUCUCUUACUUGUAGUUUAGGGUAGAUGCCAUGCUUUACGUUUUCUACCAAAAUUAUAAAUUAUUCCAAGUAGCGUUGAAUUUAGCGGGUAUACCAAUUUUGUGUGUACUCUCUUUUAUCAAUACACUUUUUUAACUUUAUAGUUGAAUUCACCUCUCUAAAUUUUGAUAAGAGAGUAGCGCUCAAAGACAGCGAGCAGUAAAAUGGCGAAUCGAAGACGGCUUAUAUAAACUUGUACGGACUUAACGGUUACGAUAGCAUGUAAUACGCACGCAUUAGUACCUAAUUAAUGACAUAUUGACCCUACGAGUACUUACUUAUGAAUCUUUUAUAUUAAACAUUGUAAAUAAAAUAAAAACAUUUUCCACACCAAAAAAAUUGUUAAACCUUCUUAUAAUAUAGCACAUUAUAUAA
Messenger RNA from Bactrocera oleae (olive fruit fly), 4210 nucleotides. It is a transcript of the gene Nep5, whose product is annotated as Neprilysin 5. The record is from RefSeq and is a predicted model, not a curated record. NCBI's taxonomy places the organism in Eukaryota, Metazoa, Arthropoda, Insecta, Diptera, Tephritidae. Gene Ontology annotation, molecular function: metalloendopeptidase activity. Gene Ontology annotation, biological process: protein processing. Gene Ontology annotation, cellular component: plasma membrane.